Messenger RNA from Naegleria gruberi, 2055 nucleotides. RefSeq lists its product as uncharacterized. The transcript is spliced from 3 exons. The record is from RefSeq and is a predicted model, not a curated record. NCBI's taxonomy places the organism in Eukaryota, Heterolobosea, Eutetramitea, Acrasida, Naegleriidae. The coding region runs from base 1 to 2055 and encodes 684 amino acids. Gene Ontology annotation, molecular function: ATP binding; protein serine/threonine kinase activity. Gene Ontology annotation, biological process: autophagosome organization; autophagy; protein autophosphorylation. Gene Ontology annotation, cellular component: autophagosome; cytoplasm.
AUGGCUGGCCGUAAACGUUCAAACUCUGGAUCAGGCAAAGUUAAAUUUUCUGAUGCCAUAGUAAAAGAGAAAGUGAAACAAGCACUAAAUGGUGUCCAGGAUAGAAAUAUUGAAUUCAAAAUUCCAUCAAAUUGGUCUACAAACCAAAACUACGUUAGUCAGUUCAGAGAUUGUUUUUAUCACUUGAACAUUAAAUUGGCAGAGUCUUCCGAACAUGAAAUUGUGAAGAGUAAUUUAUAUACAAAUUGUUUGAUGGCCAUCAACAAGUUUGUCUACUCACCAAACAAUGAAACAGCAAAUGAAGUGUUUAAAGUUUUUGAUUUUGCAAAAGAAGAGGACUUGGGUCGAAAUUAUUGCUUGUUAUUCAAAGCCUUGUUUCCGAGCAGAUUCGAAUUACCUGGUUGGAAAGACACAUCAGAGCUUACCAAAACUGGCUCUCACUUUUCUCCUCUUUUUGAUUUGGCUGUUUGUUUCCAAAAUUAUUUCAGGUGUGGAAAUCAAGUGGUUAAAGACUUGUUUCAUGACAAUGAAGUAUUUGAGGAUAUAAAUUUAGGUGUUAAACCAGACGAUGUUUUGAUUAGAAAAUACAGAGAUAGUAUUGAUGUUAUCAAAUUGAUAAGAGAAGAUAAACCAGACAUAGUUACACAUCAUUAUAUGCAUAAAGACUUUUUGAAGUUAAUAAUACAAAUGAGAUUGAGCUUGGCCUAUGCAAUAAGAAACCUUAUUACCAGUGAUUCAACAAUCAUUGAUAGCCAUUCCAAACUUUUCACAAUAGGAGUGAACACAAGCAGUAAGAAAUCUUUUGUUUAUGUUAUGAACGUGUUAGUAACUAAAAAUGAAAAUGAUGCAAAAAAUGAUUUUGAUUUGAGUUAUGUGCUGCACUAUGUUGGUUCAUUUUCAAAUGAUUGCACGAAAAUAGAUAUAACGAAAGCAGACGAAGGCGAAUUUUUGACAAGUACUUCGGGCUCUAAUGAAUUAUUUUCAGAUAUUGAUUCGUCCGUUACUCUCGAACACGAGCCCAUUCAAGAAAAAUCAGCAGAUGAAAAAUAUUAUGGAAGAGUAGAACUUGUUGCAUUUCUAUUAUGUAUUUUUUAUGACGUUGAAUUCAACAAAAUGCAAGAAUACCUAAAAUCCCAUACUAGUUCAUCCGUUUGUGACUCUUCCAAAAAGCAAAAGCAAUACCGGUAUGCAGACAACUCCAUUAUUUCCAUCGAACCGUUUGGAAAUGUUUGCUUCAAUAAGGACUCUUCUUUUACAUACUUCUCAAAACGAAAUAAUUUAGUGAAAGGUGACAUUUUCUUUAAGGAAACACCAAAACAUUCUGUUACAGUAUUCUCAAAAGACACAGUUAUUGAGGAAGGGAACAUGGUUUUAAGAUUGCGCAACACUAUGUUAACGCCCUAUUUGAAUGACGAUCACCGUGGUUUAUUCAGUUUGGCAGGUGAUUGUCUUGCUGAUGUUAUUGGAAUGAAAACAAACUUCGAGUUGAGUGAUAUUAUCCAUUUUUUAUCCGAUAUUUUGAUUCAAAUGACAAUUCUGUUCACGAAGAAGAUUGUUCACAAUGAUAUCAAACCUCAAAAUAUUAUAAGAAUUGAAAAUCGUUGGUUUUUAAUUGAUUAUGAAUUGUCAAUUUUGUUUCAUAAAGUUAAUGAAGAUAGACUAUGUUGUUUUCAAAGCGACGAUGUGAUAGUGAAUAAGAGUGGCACAAAGGGAUAUUUGGCUCCUGAAAAACAAAAGGAAAAAUUAAUUUCCAUAACAGGAGAUGUAUAUUCUUUGGGUAUGACUGUUUUAGAAAUGAUGUCAAAACAACCAGUUACUGCUGAAGAUCCAUUAAAUGCUGUAUCUAUCCAAAAUGAAAAUCUCAAACAAAUCAUGACUGGUAUGCUUCAGGAAGAUCACUGCAAGAGAUAUUCUCCAGAUCAAUGCUUGACACAAUUGAAGGAGUUGUUUGCAGACGAAUUAGAGCUUGCACGUAAUGACAAUUCAUUAUUCAGAGACACUGAACACUUUGUUAAAGUAGUUGGUGCAAAACUAAAGGUAACAAAAGUUUAUUAG